Messenger RNA from Telopea speciosissima, 405 nucleotides. RefSeq lists its product as uncharacterized. The transcript has a single exon. The record is from RefSeq and is a predicted model, not a curated record. NCBI's taxonomy places the organism in Eukaryota, Viridiplantae, Streptophyta, Magnoliopsida, Proteales, Proteaceae. Bases 1 to 405 code for a protein of 134 amino acids.
AUGGAUCCAAAUAUUAAGCUUGUUGCAGAUGAGGGAGAUGCCCUUGAUGAUCCGGAAAGAUAUAGAAGGUUGGUUGGAAAGCUGAAUUACUUGACAUUUACUCAACCUGAUAUUUCAUUUCUGGUGAGUGUUGUGAGUCAAUUCAUGUCAUCUCCCAGGACAUCUCAUUGGGAUACUGUCAUUCGGAUUUUGAGGUAUCUCAAGAAGGCUCCUGGACGAGGGUUAGCAUACACUGAUCAUGGUCAUACCCGAGUUGAGGGAUUUUCUGAUGCAAAUUGGGCUGGAUCACCAAUUGAUCGAAGGUCAACUACCAGCUACUGUACAUUUUUUGGAGGGAAUCUUGUCUCAUGGAAGAGCAAGAAACAGAGUGUAGUGGCUAGAUCAAGUGCAGAAUCAGAGUACUGA